Molecule: messenger RNA, 330 nt
Organism: Linum tenue
Lineage: Eukaryota; Viridiplantae; Streptophyta; Magnoliopsida; Malpighiales; Linaceae
Source: the annotation of a GenBank genome assembly
AUGAGGGUGUCGGAGAAGUGCGAUGUGUACAGUUUUGGAGUGGUGGCGCUGGAAGUGAUUAGAGGGAGCCAUCUAGGGGAACUUGUGUUGUCAUUGGCAUCUUCUACGGAGGAGGAGGAGGAGGCCGGGGCGGCGGUGGUGUCGUUGGAUGAUCUGCUAGACCGGCGGCUCGCACGGCCUGUGCCUGGAUUCCGGCAAGAGCUAGAGAACGUUGUGAGGAUUGCAGCGCUGUGUUUGAAUGUUGAUCCACAGUUUAGGCCGGAGAUGAGGUUGGUUUAUGAGAUGUUAUCCAAGGGACAUAAAAGAAAGGUGACAAGGGGUAUGCAGUAG